Messenger RNA from Merops nubicus (carmine bee-eater), 1398 nucleotides. RefSeq names its product nuclear prelamin A recognition factor-like (gene CIAO3). Gene Ontology annotation, molecular function: 4 iron, 4 sulfur cluster binding. The record is from RefSeq and is a predicted model, not a curated record. Gene Ontology annotation, biological process: iron-sulfur cluster assembly. The coding region runs from base 1 to 1398 and encodes 465 amino acids. Gene Ontology annotation, cellular component: cytosolic [4Fe-4S] assembly targeting complex. The transcript is spliced from 11 exons. Lineage: Eukaryota; Metazoa; Chordata; Aves; Coraciiformes; Meropidae.
AUGCUGGAAAAGUGUUCCUUCUGUAAAAAAGGGGAAUGUAUCAAACCUGUAAAAGUGGAAAAAAAGCCUGGAAAAGCAGCAGCUAAGAUCAGGAUAGAAGCAGAUGGAAGCUAUUUUCAGAUCAAUCAGGACGGAGAAGCACAGAAACUGGAAAAGGCUAAAAUCACCCUGAAUGACUGUCUGGCUUGUAGUGGCUGCAUCACAUCAGCAGAGAGCAUUUUAAUCACUCAGCAGAGCCACGAAGAGCUCUGCAAAAUGCUGACUUUCAACAAGACUGCUGCUCCUGAAGAACAGAAAUUGGUGGUGGUUUCUGUUUCACCACAAUCCAGAGCUUCACUAGCUGCAAGGUGUAAAAUGGGAGUUCUGGAAACAGCAAAGAAGCUGACUGCCUUCUUAAAGAGUUUAGGGGUGCACUACGUUUUUGAUACCACUUUCUCCAGAAACUUCAGCCUGCUGGAGAGCCAAGAGGAGUUUGUAAAACGCUUCCGAAAGCGAGCUGAAGACAAGAAGGCUUUGCCAAUGCUGGCUUCUGCCUGCCCAGGCUGGAUCUGCUAUGCAGAGAAAACCCACGGCAGCUUCAUCAUUCCUUUUAUCAGCACCACCAAGUCUCCACAGCAGGUCAUGGGCUCCUUGGUCAAGGGCUAUUUUGCAGAGCAGCAGCACUUGACCCCUGAGCGGAUCUACCACGUCACGGUCAUGCCCUGCUAUGACAAGAAGCUAGAGGCUUCAAGGCCAGACUUCUUCAACCAAGAGUACCAAACUCGUGAUGUGGACUGUGUCAUCACCACAGGAGAAGUGCUAAAGCUGUUGGAGCAAGAAGGAGUCUCUCUGUCAGAUGUGGAUCCUGCUCCAUUGGAUACCAUGCUCAGCAGUGCUGCAGAAGAGGAGCUCACAAGCCACUCUGGGGGAGGUUCUGGUGGCUAUUUGGAGCACAUCUACAAGCACGCAGCCAAGGAGCUCUUUGGAAUUCAAGUGGAUACAAUUCAGUACAAACCUUUAAAAAACAAGGACUUCCAGGAGGUGACACUGGAGAAGGAUGGAGUAGUCCUGCUCCACUUUGCUUUGGCCUAUGGGUUUAGAAACAUCCAGAACUUGGUGCAGAAGCUGAAACGAGGGAAGUCUCCGUAUCACUACGUUGAAGUCAUGGCCUGCCCAUCAGGCUGUUUGAACGGAGGCGGCCAGAUCAAACUGGAGGGGGAAUCCAGCAAGGACCAGCUGCAGCAAGUGGAGAGGUUGUACCAGUCCCUUCAGGCCUCAGUGCCAGAGCAGAACCAGGCUGUCACUGAGCUCUACCAGCAGUGGCUGGGUGGUGCCAGGUCUGAAAAGGCCACGGGAGCUUUGCACACCCAGUACCACGCCGUGGAGAAACCCAGCACUGGGUUCAACAUCAAAUGGUGA